Molecule: messenger RNA, 357 nt
Organism: Plasmodium vinckei vinckei
Lineage: Eukaryota; Apicomplexa; Aconoidasida; Haemosporida; Plasmodiidae
Product: early transcribed membrane protein
Exons: 1
Coding region: 1-357 (118 amino acids)
Source: RefSeq, a predicted model, not a curated record
AUGAAAUUAACAAAAGCAUUCUAUUUUAUUGCCUUUUUAUUGGCCAUAAACGUUUUAGUCCCAGGAUCUAAUAAUUAUGUUGAAGCUAAACCCAAAGGAAAAGGUGGUAACUCCCUUGCUAACAAAAUUAAAAAUAACAAAGCUGCAGUUAUAUCUACAAUACUUACAACAUUAGCAUUAGCAGCAGCUGGUACUUAUGGUGCACUCCAUUAUCAUAAGAAGGGAGCCCCUAAAAAAAAACCCGUAGCACAAAAUGCUAAAGCAGCCCCAGCCCCAGCCCCCGUAGCAGAUAAUAGAGCAGCACCCAAACCAGCUGGUACUACUACUCCCACAAGAGCAUAUCCACCAGCAUACUAA